AUGGACGUUCCUGGUCUGUUUGUCGAGUCUCACCAGGGAGCUUUACAUCCUGCCUCAAAGCCAACAGGGUCCGUGCGAUUUGCGGCCGGGGAGAUUCUAGGGCGUCUGAACAACGCAUCCACGGGACCCAGGGCGUAUAGCACCGUUCAGUGUGGGCCUGGCGAUGAGGAUAAUGUUGAGCUCAAUUCGAAUUUGGUAUAUGUCAAUCAUUCGUGCGACCCGAAUGCUGUUUUCGAUCUCUCGUCUACGGAUCCUACUCGUUGGCAUCUCAGAGCUCUGAAAGAUAUCAUGCCUGGCAACACUAACCUAGUCACCUACUUCUACCCCAGCACAGAAUGGGAUAUGGCUCAAGCCUUCGACUGCGACUGCAAGACUGUGGAGUGUCUAGGACGUAUCCAGGGCGCGAAAUAUUUGUCAAGAUCUGAACUAAUCAAACGAGGAUGGAUCAGCCCAUGGAUUUUGCGAUUGUGUGACGAGAGGGAUUCGGAACUACUCAAGUUAUAACAAAGUCCUUGUGGGGUUUCAUGUCUGAUCACUAACUCGAAGCUUCAAUAUUGUUCGAGGGUCUAGUGCAUAUUCAAUUUUCACUGCGUAUCUCACUCAUCAGGUUCCGUCGUCAACCUCGCUCUUGGGUCGUAGCCUCAGAAGAAAUUGUAUGGACUGUCCGAGAUAUUGGAUAGACGCUAGAGUUGCGACGUUGAAUCCAUUGCACUCUUCAGUACAAGACGAGAAACGCCACCACAAAACUUAGUUAGGACGCGUCCGUGACUGUGUUCAUGAUGUGACGUUCACCCGUGACGUCUCGCGACUGGAGAUCACGUGUA
Mycena citricolor is the source of this 824-nucleotide messenger RNA. Lineage: Eukaryota; Fungi; Basidiomycota; Agaricomycetes; Agaricales; Mycenaceae. The record is from the annotation of a GenBank genome assembly.